AUGGAUGAUGGUGCAUUUAAUGGCGUGGAGGAAACUAAGGCAGAGAACUGUAUGUUUCACAGCAAUAUCACUAGUGAUUUGAAAGCAUUUACAGACAAGUUCGGUUUUGAUGUCCUCAUCCUCUUGGCCAGCUACCUGUCAGAGGAACAGCAGCCAAGACAACAGAUCGCUGUGUACUCUGAGAACUUAGAGCUGUGCAGUCAGAUUUGUUGUGAACUGGAAGAGUGCCAGAACCCUUGCCUAGAGCUGGAGCCCUUUGAAUGUGGCUGUGACGAGAUCCUGGUGUACCAACAGGAGAACCCUUCAGUGACUUGUGACCAAGUGGUUCUCCUUAUCAAGGAAGCCAUCAAUAGGAGGUGUCCAGAGAUGGUCUCCAAUAGCCGGACAUCCUCCACAGAAGCUGUGGCAGGCAGCGCCCCACUCUCCCAGGGAUCUUCCGGGAUUAUGGAGUUGUAUGGCUCUGACAUAGAACCACAGCCCAACUCUGUGAAUUUCAUAGAAAACCCUCCAGAUCUCAGCGAUUCUAACCAGGCCCAGGUGGAUGCCAACAUAGACCUCGUUAGCCCAGAUAGUGGACUGGCCACCAUUAGGAGCAGCCGUUCAUCCAAGGAGAGCUCAGUUUUCCUCAGUGAUGACAGUCCAGUGGGAGAAGGUGCUGGGCCUCAUCACAGCCUCCUCCCAGGGUUUGACUCCUAUAGUCCCAUCCCUGAAGGGGCAGCAGUGGAGGAGCAUGCACGGUCCGGGGAACAUGGGGAACACUUUGACCUCUUCAACUUCGACUCAGCCCCCAUGGUUUCUGGGCAGUCCCAACCAUCUUCCCAUUCUGCAGACUAUUCCCCAGCAGAUGACUCCUUCCCCAACAGCGAUUCAUCAGAAGGACAGCUCCCUACAGGGCCUAAAGGACUCAAUGGGGUAGGGAUGGACAUGUCUAAUUAUUCAUCCAGUUCACUUUUGUCAAAGGCUGGCAAAGAUAGCCUUGUGGGAUUUGAUGAGGAUUUUGUCCAGAGACAAGGAGGUCCCGGGGAUAACACUGAAAGAAAUUUGAGCCUGACAGGUUUUGUGCAAGAUGAAUCUUUUUUGCCAGAAAGGCUGAAAAAUAUUGUAAAGAGUGUCCCACCAACACCUAUGAAUAGCUUUGUGGAGAGCUCACCAUCCAUCGAAGAACCAGCUCUACUCUAUCCAAACAAUAUGACCCAAAAAGCAGUCGACACAGGUCACACAGGGCCACCUCAGACUCGUGCGAGGUGUAGCAGCUGGUGGGGUGGUUUGGAAAUUGACUCUAAAAAUAUUGCAGAUGCAUGGAGUUCCAGCGAACAGGAAUCUGUCUUCCAGAGCCCCGAAUCCUGGAAAGAUCAUAAACCCAGCCUAGCUGAUAGGAGAGCCUCAGAUUCUAUAUUUCAGCCAAAGAGUCUCGAGUUCCCAAAGUCGGGUCCCUGGGAGUCAGAAUUUGGGCAGCCUGGGCUGGGCAGUGAUAAUAUUCAAGACCAAAAUGAGGAGGGCUUGCAGUUUCAGAACCUGCCCACUGAAAAGUCACAUUUGCUGAACGCUUCUCCUCAGGGAACAAACCACCUGAUAGAAGACUUUGCCGCUUUGUGGCAUUCUGAUCGCUCUCCCACAGCGAUGCCUGAGCCAUGGGGAAAUCCCGCGGAUGACGAUGAACCAGCUACUGCAGUGUCAUUCCCGGCUUGGAGUGCAUUUGGUAAAGAAAACGACACCCAGGCUUUGAAAAAUACCUGGAAUCUGCACCCAGCGAGUGGUGAGACACCUUCUGUAAGGGACCCGAAAGAGUGGGCCAUGGCAAAAAGUGGAUUUCCUUUUCCUUCAGAAGACCCAGUGGACAAUUCACCCAAUGAGGCAAAUAAUGAAACACCCCCAGAAAUCUGGAGCAAGGAGGACCGUGACUCCAGGGCUGGUGCCCUUAUAUCUGGAAAUCUUAGGUCUGAUCUGGAUCAUGCAUGGAACAAUUGUAAGCCAGCAAAGGAUGAUCAGGGUGGUGUCAUGGAUCCAAAAAUUAGAGGGAAAGUGUAUGAAAAGGUAGAUUCUUGGAACCUUUUUGAAGAGAGUCUCAAGAAAGGAAGGUCAGACAUCCUAGCUCCUUGGGAAGAUUCUUUCUUAUCAUAUAAAUGUUCCGAUUACAGUGCAUCCAACAUAGGGGAAGAUUCAGUGCCUUCCCCCUUAGAUACCAAUUACUCCACCUCUGAUUCUUAUACGUCGCCAACCUUUGCUGGAGAUGAAAAAGAAACUGAAAACAAGCCAUUUGCUAAAGAGGGAGGUUUUGAGUCAAAAGAUGCUAACUCUACCACAGAGGAGACUGAAAUCCCACCUCAGUCACCACAGCAGCCACCUAGAAAUCGAAUUAGUUCAGGUCCCGGGAACCUAGAAAUGUGGGCUUCAUCUCAUGCAGAUCAUAGUUCUGAAAUAAAUGCCACUGAUAACCCAGAUAAAGAUUUACUCAAGACAGAGCCCACAGAUGACAAGGACAUCUCCAUGGAGGAUGACGUUGGAGAAAGCAGCCAGUCCAGUUAUGACGACCCCCGCAUGAUGCAGCUGUACAACGAAACAAAUCGACAGCUCACACUUUUGCACAGCAACACCAACUCCGGGCAGGCAGCCCCCGACAAUCUCGACUUGUGGAACAGAGUGAUUCUGGAGGACACUCAGUCUACUGCGACCAUCUCGGAUAAUGAUCUGGAUUGGGAUGACUGCAGUGCUGGUGUAGCGAUCCCUGGUGAAGGUCAAGCACAAGGAUACUUGCCUGGAAGUACCGAACCUGAAACCCGAUUUUCAGUGAGACAGCUAGAACCAUGGGGUGUGGAGUAUCAGGAAGCAAAUCAGGCAGAUUGGGAACUCCCUGCCUCUUCAGAGCAUAGCAAGGACACUGCUCCCAAAGAAUAUCACAUAUUGAAUGAAAAAAGUGGACAGCUAAUUGCAAAUAGUAUUUGGGAUUCUGUCAUGAGAGAUAGCGACAUGUCGUCAUUAAUGUUACCAGGCCCAUCAUAUGUUACAGACUCAGGACAAAGCAAGUUGCCUCCUGAAACUCCCAGCUCAUCAGAAGAAAUUAAGGACAGUCAUAUUCCAGACAUGCUAGAAGCCUCUGGAGCCAAUGAGUCAGGAACACUUGAUACUGACCAGCAAGACACGCGCAUAGGAAGCCUGCCAAGCGAUAGUGUGACCCUGGUGACCAGGCUUGAAAAUUCAGGGCAUUUUGUAUGCUCAGAUCCAUGGAAAGGCCCAAACUACGGACAAAAUGAAAGUGAAAAGGAAGCCCACAAAGCCACUGAUUGGGAGCACCUAGGCGAGGAGGAAGUGAUGCAUAGAGACUUGGGGACUUCUGGAAAAGGGCAAAGUGACCAGGAAUGCUCUUCCCCAGUUGCAUCUGAAUAUCAAGAAAUAUACAAUGAGUCAAGCAAAAUCAGCUCUCUUUCAGUCACCUCCAGUCCUCAGACUGAGGAACCCAAGGAGGUUUUAGAGCAUGAGAAGGGAUCUUACAAUCCAGACCCCUGUGAUAUGCAAACAGAAGUGUCCACAAAUCACUUGCAGGCAAAGGGGACCUGUGAAAAGCACCUCACAAAUCAUAGAAAUUCAGGUGAAACUACUGAAAUUUUAGGUAGGCUGAAUUUAACAGAAAAUGUAUCUUUGCCGGAAAUGGAUCUUGAGAAAAGUGAAGAAUGUAACAUUCUGGAGCUAGAAAGAGUGAACCAAGAGCUACCUCAUGAAUGUCCCCGAAGCCUUGAUGUUUGGGAUGGCCCUAUAGACAGUGAUGUUCAGGUCAGUUGCACAAGUUCAGAGAUAAAUGAGAAUCUUAAAGUUAAGAGUGCUGAAAAAAGCCCUCCAGGAGCCAGUUCAUUAGGAAACAAUGACAGAGACACUAUUUCUAGUGAGUAUACACAUUCAAGUGCAUCAAGUCCUGACCUAAAUGAUUCUUCAGCUGCACUGCUUUCUUGGGACCAUGGGCAUCAGACGGUAAAUCAAGAUGAUUGGAGUAAACAGAAUUACCAGGAUUCUGAACCAGUUACUACUGAUGGCCAAGUAGAAUUAAUUACUGAGGCGAAGGACCUGGAGAAAAACAAAGUGGAUGAGUUUGAAAGGAACUUAGAUCACAAGGUUCCUAAAAUUUUAGAGAUUUGGAAUGAUUCAGUAGAUGGUGAUUCCUUUUCCUCUUUAUCCAGCCCUGAAACAGGAAAAUAUUCUGAAUAUUCAGGUACAUAUCAGGAAAGAAAUCUAAUGCUUAGCCAACAGGAGAAAAAUGAGCACGAUAUUCCUAACACUGUGCAGCGAGAGGAUGCCAGGUCCAUUUCAACAAGCUCAGAUUCUGAUGAUGAUAGUGUAGGCAAUGAAGAGUCAGCGGAAAAAGAGAUACAUUUGGCCACUUGUGACGUUGCUCAGAGUGAACUCAGAGCUUGGGAUUCAUUGAAUGAAUCUAAUAAGUUCUUGGCCAUCGAUGGUCCCAAGUCUGAGGAAUUAUCCAUCCAUUAUGUAGACAGUUCAGAACCAGCAGAGAAUGAGAAUACAUCAAACCCAUUCUGUGAUAGUCAACAAAGCAGCCCUGAUCACUGGAAUUUUUCACCAUUAAAGAAGACCGAAAUACAGAUUACAGCAGUGGAUGAGGAGAAGCGCUCAUCUCCAGAAACAGGGAAGACAGGAGAUAUCAUAUGGCAAAUAUCUCCCAACACUGAACCAAAAAAUGAAAAUUAUUCUCAAUUGGAAAUGGUUGGCUUCUCAGCUGAGAGUACCGAGUGGUGGAAUGCCUCUCCACAGGAAACGCGGCCAACUGAGAAUGCAUUUGAAGGGGAAUUACCUAACUCAGGUGGUGCGUUAGAGAUGAAUUGUUCAGGAGACCAAAACAUGGGCCCGUGGGGAGUGCCCAUUCAGGGUGAUACAGAGUCCACGGAAAUACAUUAUACCAAUCCUUUCAAUGAUAAGUGUCAGUCACCCUUUCUGGAUAAUAAUGAAGAGAACUCCCAUGAGCAACUUUGGAACAUUCGACUAAGGCAGCCAGACCCAGAAGCUGAUCAGCUUAGCCAGCUUGUGAUAUUAGACCAAAUUAAAGAAAAAGAUCUCAGAGAGCAAACCUUCACAUCUUCUGCUGGUGACGAACUCACUUCUGAAACACCUACCCAAGAGCAGUGUCAGAAUACAGUGCUGUCCAUCUGGGAUCAGCCAAAUCCAAAAUUUACUCACACAGGUGAAAAUGGAUGCAUUAUCUCUAAUGUCUCAACUACUGAGCGUCAAGAAACAAAUUGGUGGGAGGAAGAAAAAUCAUACCCCAGUGAAAUGACAAAUUCAAGCAUUGCCUCAAAAGAUUUCCCUGCUGUCAGUUCUUCCACCCAGUUGAUAAAGAAGUCAGGUGCUGAAUGGGACACCUCUACCCCUAGCGAGGGCUCCCAAAGCACUUUUGUUCCAGAUAUUUUACAUGGCAACUUCCAAGAGGGUGGGCAACUGGCCUCAGCUUCCCCUGACUUGUGGAUAGAUGCUAAGGAGCCCCUCAGUUUGAAAGCAGAUGGUGAGAAUCCUGAUAUACUGACUCACUGUGACCAGGACAGCAAUUCUCAGGCUUCCAACAGCCCUGAUAUAUGUCAUGAUUACGAAACCAAGCAAGAGCCUGAGCUGCACAUUGGGGCUGGGAUUACACCUCAAGAAGGAGCCAGUGAGUUAUAUCUCACCGAGCCAAAGCUUGAUGAGGAACCCAGUCAGGAGCCUGAGCGGGAAUCCAUCCCAUACAAUUCAGAGCUAUGUUCUGAAAAUAUAAUUCCACUGCCUCCUGUCAGCGAUCGAGCAAACACAAAUGGCUCAUCUCAGCCUGCUGCCUCUCACAAUGGUUCUCCCGAACCUUCUGCAAUAAGUGGUGAAAACAACACAGGUGUAAAAGCAUCAGAAAAGGGAACUGACCCAGAUAUGGCACCAACUUUGGAACCCAUUGACAGAACAAUCCCAAUGAUUAAAAAUGUGGGAACCAGUAUUUUCAUAACUCAUCAAGAACCAACUAUGGUUGGCAACAGCUCUUGGACCUCAGAGGCCUUUUCUCCUGAAUGUCAGACAGACACAGGAACCUUGUUGGCCCUCGAGCAGCCUUUGACAACAGAGAAAACUGCCUUAGUUCCUGUCACUCAGCUAGCCUUAGACACUUGUCUGGAUGUAAGCGAAGCUGCCUUUGACCACAGUUUCAGCGAUGCCUCAGGCCUCAACACAUCCACAGGAACAAUAGAUGACAUGAGUAAAUUGACAUUAUCAGAAGGCAAUCUCGAAACACCAGUUGAUGGGGAUGCAGGCAAGCAAGAUAUCUGUUCAUCCGAAGCUUCGUGGGGUGAUUUUGAAUGUGAUGUCAUGGGCCAAAAUAUCGAUGAAGAUUUAAUGAAAGAGCCUGAACACUUUCUCUAUGGUGGUGACCAUCCCUUGGAAGAAGAUGCUCUGAAACAAUCGCUGGCACCAUAUACACCUCCCUUCGAUUUGUCUUGUCUUACAGAACCUACUCUUGGUGUUGAAACAACAGAGGAAGCUGGGAUUCCAGAGGGUGAGUCUCUGCGGAGCGAAGCAGCAGAGAUAUUGCUUCCUGCCCUUCCGGAUCGAAGAAGCAAAGAAAGCCACACCGAGACCACAAACGGACAGCGUGGACACCAGCUGGUUGUACUACAUAUUCAGGAAGACCCUGAGUCAAUUUCUUUGUCUAUAGGAGGCGACUCCAACAUGGAGUUGUCUCCAUCAAACAUUGACUGGGAAAUAGAAACAGAUAAUUCGGAUUCACCAGCAGAUGGAGACAUAGAACUACCAAAUGGUGCCAGCAAGAGAAUAUUAGACCUGGAAGGAGAAAAAAUAAUUCCUACCAAAGAGUCUGAGCAGAUAAAACCAGAAUACAGGGAAGAAAGAUACACAGAAAAGAAUGAAGAUCAUCAGGCACAACACAUGGAUUACAUACUUGUAAGACGUGAAGAAAAUUCACCCCCAAAGCUAGAAGCCUGCGAAGCAAGAGAAAGCACAUCUGAAUUUGAAGAGUUUCAUAUAGGUUCUGAACAAACAAGGCUGCCAGGAACUCAAUUAGCAAGCUUCCCAGACACACAUCAGCCUGCCUCCUUGAAUAAAAGAGAAGAUCAUUCCACAGAGAGCAUGUCUUCCAAAGAUGAUAAUAGAUCAUCUCUUGAAAGCCCUGGGCAAGACCAGAAUUGGAUGGUCUUGGGCCAUGGUGAGGUUGGCAGUCCAGCAUCAGAAGCUAGGGACCAAGGGCCUGGAUGGCCCAGCAAGGCUGUGAAGCCAACCUCUAAUCACAACUUGAGCAAAGGUCCCCAAAUGCAGGUUCUAAGAGAAAUGAAACCUCUAGAAUCUUUAGCGCUAGAGGAAGCCUCUGGUCUGGACAGCCAAUCACGGAAGAGCAAGAGCCAAGGCAAGGCUGGCCCAGAUGCAGUUAUGCUGCAGCCUGUCACCCAUGAGAAUGAAUGGGAAAUGCUUUCACCACAGCCCUCUGAGAAAAACGUGAUCCCAGACAUGGAAAUGGAGGAGGAGACAGAGUUUCUUGAGCCCAGAACAAGGAAACCAAGACAAAACGGACAACUGUCAGAGGAUGUAGGAAUGGAUGUCCCCUUUGAGGAGGGAAUGCUGAGCCCCAGUGCUGCAGACAUGAGGCCUGAACCUCCUAAUUCUCUGGACCUUAAUGGCGCUCACCCUCAGAGAAUCAAGCUCACAGCCCCAAAUAUCAAUCUUUCUCUGGACCAAAGUGAAGGGUCUAUUCUCUCUGAUGAUAACCUGGACAGUCCAGAUGAAAUUGAUAUCAAUGUGGAUGAACUCGAUACCCCUGAUGAAGCAGAUUCUUUUGAGUAUACUGGGCAUGAGGAUCCCGCAGCCAACAAAGAUUCUGGCCAAGAAUCAGAGUCUAUUCCAGAAUAUACGGCAGAAGAGGAGCGGGAGGACAACCGGUUGUGGAGGACAGUGGUGAUUGGAGAACAAGAGCAGCGGAUUGACAUGAAGGUCAUCGAGCCCUACAGGAGGGUCAUUUCUCACGGAGGAGAUUCAGGAUACUAUGGGGACGGUCUAAAUGCCAUCAUUGUGUUUGCCGCCUGUUUUCUGCCAGACAGCAGUCGGGCGGAUUACCACUAUGUCAUGGAAAAUCUUUUCUUAUAUGUAAUAAGUACUUUAGAGUUGAUGGUUGCUGAAGAUUAUAUGAUUGUGUACUUGAAUGGUGCAACUCCAAGACGGAAGAUGCCAGGACUUGGCUGGAUGAAGAAAUGUUACCAGAUGAUUGACAGACGGUUGCGGAAGAAUUUAAAAUCAUUCAUCAUUGUUCAUCCAUCUUGGUUCAUCAGAACAAUCCUUGCAGUGACACGACCUUUUAUAAGUUCAAAGUUCAGCAGUAAAAUUAAGUAUGUCAAUAGCUUAUCGGAACUCAGUGGGCUGAUCCCAAUGGAUUGCAUUCAUAUUCCAGAGAGCAUUAUCAAACUGGAUGAAGAACUGAGGGAAGCAUCAGAAGCAGCUAAGUAA
Molecule: messenger RNA, 8466 nt
Organism: Pteropus alecto (black flying fox)
Lineage: Eukaryota; Metazoa; Chordata; Mammalia; Chiroptera; Pteropodidae
Gene: PRUNE2
Product: prune homolog 2
Exons: 13
Coding region: 1-8466 (2821 amino acids)
Biological process (GO): apoptotic process
Cellular component (GO): cytoplasm
Source: RefSeq, a predicted model, not a curated record